This is a messenger RNA of Podarcis muralis (Common wall lizard), 3836 nucleotides long. Its product is annotated as forkhead box protein G1-like. Gene Ontology annotation, cellular component: nucleus. Gene Ontology annotation, biological process: regulation of transcription by RNA polymerase II. The record is from RefSeq and is a predicted model, not a curated record. Lineage: Eukaryota; Metazoa; Chordata; Lepidosauria; Squamata; Lacertidae. Gene Ontology annotation, molecular function: sequence-specific double-stranded DNA binding; DNA-binding transcription factor activity.
GGCUCCUUUGCCUCUGGCGUUAAGCAAAACAUCCAGUUGGUUUGCUGGCCAAGUUGACUGGGGCUGUUGGCCGGACCUGGGAAGGCCCCAGCAACGUCCACCUUCUCUGAUGAGCGAUGGAAGGGUUAAACACAAACAGCUGGGUCCUGAAAUCUCCAUUCAGCAUCACUAACCUACUCCAAGAUGUGGCCUCAAGCGGCGCUCCCAAGGGACCACUGUCAUCACCGUUGUUGAGGGAAGACGAGAACGUCGUAGCAGCAGCAGCAGCCGGUGAGGAACGGCAGAGGUUGAGAAAAGAUGAUCUUUCUGGCGAAAGGAGAGGAAAACACGAGAAGCCACCUUUCAGCUACAACGCCCUGAUCAUGAUGGCCAUCCGUCAGAGCCCAGAAAAGCGCCUCACUCUCAAUGGCAUCUACGAGUUCAUCAUGGGCAGCUUCCCGUACUACAAGGAGAACAAGCAAGGCUGGCAGAACUCCAUCCGCCACAACCUCAGCCUCAACAAAUGCUUCGUCAAGGUGCCCCGGCACUACGACGACCCUGGCAAGGGCAACUACUGGAUGCUGGACCCUUCCAGCGAGGACGUCUUCAUCGGAGGCGCCACCGGAAAGCUGCGCAGGAGGCCAUCAACUUCCCGGACCAAGCUGGCCUUCAGGAGAGGAGCUCGGCUGGCUUCGGCCGGAGUGACCCUGGCCGGAUCUCUCUACUGGCCUCUGCCUCCUCUUUAUGGUGCCUCCUCAGCCUACCUGAGCCAUCCCCCUGGCACCUUCUCUUCCAUUUUCUCCCACCAGGCUAUUUCUCCUCCAGCGGGGCACAGACAGGUGGAAGUAGAUGGCUCCUACAGCAACCACCAGCAGAUCGCCACAGCGAUGUUGGCCUCGGCCAUCCCUUGCAGCCUCUCCUCACCCGACUGCCUGGACUCCUGCUCUGUCAACUUCCUGGCCGGACAGGCGAAUUACAUCUUCUCUCAGAGACAUCACACCCUGCCAAUGAGACCUCAGGCUGUUGUCCCAUCCAAAGCCACCAGAGAUCUCCUCGGAAGAGGUCCUCCAGCUUUCCCUGGGCGGCUUUCUCCAGAGCUUCCAAGCUACUUUGCUUUUCAGAACCAGGGCGUUCUUUUUCAUCCAAGCCUGCCUUGACUGUAUAACCCCACAAGCCUCUUUUCCCCUGAAAGAAACAUUAUUAUUUUUAAUUCCUGCCUGCUAAUAUUUGAACCCAGUCAGCCUCCUGUUGUGCUGCGUGCUGCGUUGGUUUUCCACCCGUGGUCCGUGAAAAACUCUGGAGAAAUGUUGACUUUUCACCCGACGUGUUUCCUUCUGACCCUUCACUGUCUUUUCUGGUGAAAGCGAGGGCAUCUAUCAACGUUUACCAACCUGAACUAAUUUCUUCGAAUGCCUCUCGCUAACCUGAACUAUGAGAAAAUCUUUGAGGGCUAAGACAAGUCAGCAAGCUUCCCGUGUAGGUCCGAGCUCGGCUUUGCUGCCGACAUUUGGCAUCAAGACUGGCACUCUGAACGCCAAGUGAGACAGAAUUGCCCCAGGAGGUGCCAGUCAGUUUUGAUGCCCAUAAAUUCUGCACAUUUUCCCUUGCCUUGACUCCACUUCUACUGUCCCAAUGCCUUUGAUCAACGUACUGAAGAACAGGACGGACUUUUGAACAGGCACAAAUGAACAGCGGUAGCUGCCUGCUUCCUUGCAGAGCAUGAAAUAAGGCAUGCCUGAUCCUUCACCCAGCAAAGUUCUAACUUAGCUGGGCUGCUGUCAUUCACCCAUUAAGCCUCUCCUGCGAUUACGACCUUUGAGCUGUGUGAUCCUCCAGGGCACCUUGGUUUAGGGGCCAUCGCAAUCAGCAAGACUUGUGCUAAAUAUGUUUAAGGGCUGAAGAGCCCAUGGGUCUCGGACAUCUUUGUGUGGCAGGUUUGGGGGUUGCUUUUUUUACUGAUAAUUCAUCAGCAGCAUCAACGUGCAUGGCAUUUUCCGAGGGGUGUGUGUGUGUGGAACCACCAGAUCCCUAUCCCCCAAGGAGCUUAGACUAUAAAUUUCAUCAGUGCAGUAAGCUAAUAGCAGAGGGUGGGAAUGGAAGAGAGAGAGGAGAAAACACAGUUUGAUUGCGCUUAGUGUCAAGCCUUCUCAUCUGCAGCUGUAGCGCGUGAUCUGGAAGAAAGAAGAAUUCAGGGCAAGGCAGGUAUGUUCGUCGUCCCUUCCACCUGAGCACCUCUGCAGGCAGUGCAGGGAGCCGGCAGGUUGAAUACACAACUUGCAGUAGUUCACACAACUCAAUGGAAUCAUCACAGGGCAAAGUGCCCCAUGUUUCUGGACUUGGGAGAUUACCAGUGCAAUAAUGCCUUUAUAAAUCGGCCCCAAAGGCCCAUCUAGUCUAUCGUCAUGUCUCCAGCAGAAACGGGAAAGAAAGCUCACACACCAGUGUACGAGGGCAUAUGCACCCUCUGUGGAUUUGUCCCUAUAGCAUCUCGGAAUCAGCGGCGCACUGCUUUUAAACAUGGACAUGUAAUUUAUAAUUAUCAGUGGCUGGUGGACAUUCAUAGACUUGCCUUCUUUGCAAAUGUAACUUUAAAAAACCCAAAAAAACCCUAGUGAAUUCACUGUCUGGCCAUCACCACAGCUCACGUCAACAAAUUGCUAAAGUUAAUUAUGUGAAGCAUUUCAUUUGUGCGUAACCUGCCAAUCGGCUUAAUUGGGAGAGGCUAAAAAUCUGCCGUUUUGACAGAGAUGGAGGGUAAUUGCUUGAUGCUUGCUCUGUCUCUCUGAGCAGCACAUCCAAUCCUUAGAAUUUGAGGUACUGGAGAAAAUGCAGUCAGGUUGCAGUUCUAAGCGUUUGACGGAAAAACCUACGAUAAAUGUGCUCAGUAGGAUUUGCACAAAAGAGUGUGUCAGAAUGUGCAAAUUCCCUUCUGGAUUAAAUUGCUUUGUGAAUCAGGCUCCAGUAUCCCCAGAUUUCUGCUGGACUUAAUUCUAAGUAAUUAAUCGUGCUUUUAAUUGCCGCUUGAUAAUUGAUACCCCAGCCCUGAACACAUUUACACAAGGGAUCAAAACAAUCAAGUCCCAUUGAUUUAAGGGUUGUGGUUUUAGGCUCUGUGGGUUUGGAAGUGAAUUUAGAGACAAUCAAUUUCUAUAGUGUAUUUAUUCCAAAGUUUUUGCAGUGAUUGUAAUAGUACUAUUAUUACUUAGUUCCUACAGAGAGUGUGUGUGUGUGUGUGUUUAAUUAUCCUUUAUUCAUGUGUGUUUGUGUGUUUUACGACCCUUCAUUCAGAGAAAACACAAACUCUUAAUGUGCGGCAAGAACUUUAGCUUGGAAACAUCACACCCUGAGGGAGCCAAGAGCAAUUUAUAUCAUUCAACUAUUCUGAUUUUUACUUUCAUCUGCAUGUCUGUUUAAGAUUUGGCUGAGAAGCGACAGAUGAUAUGCUCAAAAGAGAAUACAAUUAAUGUUUUAGGACAUAAUAAAUCUUCUUCAUGGCUAUUUUUAAUGGAAAAGCUCAAAUGUGCAGGCUGAGGCUAAUUUUUAGGGUGCUUUGCUUGCUUAUCUACAUUAUUUCCAAACUGCGCGCUAGUUUGAACUGGGAUGGGAGGGAGAGAGAGGAUGAAAUCCAUCAAGCAUGUCUUAUGUCCAUAAAGCCGAUAAACAUGCGAUAUGCACAGCAACUGUGUGAUCAGUAGACCUGCAAUUUUGUUGAAAUUAAUUGUGUUUGCAUGGGAGAGAGAAGUUCCGUGGAAUGCACCUUAGAACGUCCGAUAUCGCGAACCACAAGUGAGUUUUACCCUGCGUGAAACAAUCCCACAAUAAAGAUACAUACUGAUCCAUUUGUUUCCCAAACCCGA